UAAACAAAUUUCUGCGUAUAAAUUUUUCUAUCCAUUCUUUAAAUUUGUUCUUUGAUUUUUGGAAAAUAUGAGAAUCUAUCCAAAUGCUGAUAUUUGGUUUUUCGUCGACAAGCCAGGCUGCUGGGGCAAGUACGAGAAGUAUGCCCCGCACCACAGCUGGAAAUUGCCGGUGCGGCCAUUCACGCCGAAGGUCAUGUACCACUGGCGCGAUCUCGAUGGUGUCAAGAAGCCGGAGAUAAAGCGAAAGGAUCUCUACUUCGAUAACUGGCCGAAGUCUCGAAUUCGCGCACAGGCCUGCCUGGGCAUGCUCUAUGCCACUGGCUAUCGGUUCAUUAGGAUCUGCAAGGCACCACCGGCUGGCUUCAAGUGUGCACCACUUCCGGUCAAUCUGGUCGGCGCCUAUCAGGUCAACGCACAUUUGAAACAACUGAGGAAAGAAGAGAAGGCUGCAAAGAAAGCUGCUAAAAAGGCAGCAAAGGAUGCCAAGAAAGCAGCUGAGGCAUUUAAGAAUAGAGGCAAAAAGCGAGGAAGAUCGUAGACAAGAAUUAAAUUGGAUGCAAGCUGAGGAAAAUUCUAGCAAAUUAUUUCUCAGUUCAUUCGCAGCAAUAGACAUUCUGAUGCAGCUUUGGAUACAAAUUCUCAAUGUUUUCUUG
This is a messenger RNA of Drosophila navojoa, 653 nucleotides long. RefSeq lists its product as uncharacterized. Lineage: Eukaryota; Metazoa; Arthropoda; Insecta; Diptera; Drosophilidae. The record is from RefSeq and is a predicted model, not a curated record.